Schistocerca americana (American grasshopper) is the source of this 1291-nucleotide messenger RNA. Its product is annotated as macrophage mannose receptor 1-like. Bases 94 to 1074 code for a protein of 326 amino acids. The transcript is spliced from 6 exons. Lineage: Eukaryota; Metazoa; Arthropoda; Insecta; Orthoptera; Acrididae. The record is from RefSeq and is a predicted model, not a curated record.
GUCAGCACGUCCUAACGGAGAGGCCAGCAGACGACGACUGGAGGGCAUCGCUGCGGUGCGUACUGGCAAGAGUAGUAGUAGUGGAUCGGUGAGAUGCAGCUAUUGGCGGUGUGGGCAGUGCUGGCGGCAACGGCAGUGCCGAGUGGCCUGGCCGAUGUGGACCUGUUCUGCGGCUGCCGAGUGCAGCACCACCAGGACUGGACGUAUGCCCUCCACUGCACCAGAAACAAGAAUGAGCCCUCUGGUGUUUCUUGCGGAAAAGCCGAGGUGCCGGAGAUCCCACCGGGCUACAACUACGUGCCGGGCUACGGGCUCAUCAGGCUGUACCGCACCUUCAAACCGUGGGCGGCCGCCAAGAAGUUCUGCGAAGACGAGGGGGCGCAGCUGGCGGUGCCACCGGACCGCUACGCCUAUGACGGCCUGAAGCAGAUCUUCCCCAAAGAGAAGGGGAUAUGGUACGCCUACGUUGGAAUCUCAGAUCGAGUGAGCGAGGGCGUAUUCGUAGGAAUGGAUGGUCGUCCAGUGCCGUACCUGCCAUGGCAGCCUAAUGAGCCCAACAACGGUAAUGGUAUAGAAGAAGACUGCGUCGACGUCCGCAACGACGGACUGCUGAACGACGUGAAUUGCGAGAAUCCAGCGCCUUUCUUGUGUGAGCGCCGGCUUUCGGUGGGCCUUCCCGAUGGCUACACAUGGUCGGCGGACGCAGGGCGCUUCUACAAGGUGCACACGGAUAAAAGAGUAUAUGCGGACGCAGCAGAGGUGUGUCACUCAGAGAACGCGACGCUCGCUGUCACUGACACGUGGCGCCGCGGUGAGGCGUUGCUGAGACUCGUCGAGCCGAAGUAUGAUGGCUACUUCAUAGGCUUCACGGAUGAAGCUGUUGAAGGCGACUUCGUCACCGAAACAGGCAGGCACCUAAAAGACAUGGAGUUCCAGGUUUGGGGCGUUAACGAGCCGAACAACGUCGACGGUGGGAAACCCGAGAACUGCCUAACUCUGACGGGCAGAGGCUACUACAAUGACGUACUGUGCGACAAGAAGUUCCUCUUCAUCUGUGAGAUUGCGCCCGUAUAAUAAGUUGGUGUUUCCAGAACACAGGUCAUAUCACCAAUGAAAAGAAGGGACCGUCCCGAUCUCGGUAAAGCUGCGAAGCCGAGUGAAGGACGGAACAGUUGUACAGCUGAAAUGAGAAUAAUUAUAUCUCAGUAAUCUGUAGCACGUUCUUAGCUCUGUGUAUCGCGUGCAGUGUUCAUAUUACGACUGUGUGAAAUAUAAUCCGCUGUAUCAGCUA